Cucurbita pepo subsp. pepo (vegetable marrow) is the source of this 1767-nucleotide messenger RNA. RefSeq names its product UDP-Glycosyltransferase superfamily protein. Gene Ontology annotation, molecular function: UDP-glucosyltransferase activity. The record is from RefSeq and is a predicted model, not a curated record. Lineage: Eukaryota; Viridiplantae; Streptophyta; Magnoliopsida; Cucurbitales; Cucurbitaceae.
CCAUUUAUUCACUUCCCCCCAUAACUUACAUCUUUUCAUUGAGUUGGGUUGCCAUAUAAACGACCCACUUCAGAAACUUUGGAGACAAACCAUCUGAGUAUCAUCUAUGGGCGAUGGAAAACAGAGCGUUGUGCUAUUCCCCUUCAUGGGGCAGGGCCAUAUCAUUCCAUUUCUUGCUUUAGCCCUCCAUAUCGAGCAAACAAACAGCUCUGACUACGCCAUUUACUUUGUGAACACUCCCUUGAACGUUAGGAAGCUCAAAUCUUCACUUCCUCCAAAUUCUUCCAUUCGUUUUCUUGAGAUCCCUUUCUCAAGCAUCACCCAUGGCCUCCCACCCGCAUCUGAAAACGCUGAUACUCUUCCUUAUCACCUUGUCAUGCGUCUUUUCCAAGCUUCCGCUUCCCUUGAGUUCAAAUCCUCUUUCAAGGAAGCCAUUCAUAAUCUCACAAUUGACAACCAUGGCCGCCCUCCACUCUGUAUCAUCUCCGACAUCUUUCUUGGCUGGACUGCAACUCUUGCUAAAGAACUCGGUGUGUACCAUGCAAUUUUUAGUGGUGCAGGUGGUUUUGGCUUGGCUUGCUAUUGCUCUCUUUGGUUCGAUCUUCCUCACCGGAAGGUUGCCACGGACGAGUUCUCUCUGCCGGAUUUUGAAGAAGCCUCGAUUGUUCUCCAUAGGACCCAGUUGCCGGCCAACAUUGCGGAGGCCGACGGUGAGGACGAUGGGUCGAUUUUCCAUAGGGAAAAUUUAUCGGCGUGGGUGGAUUCUGAUUGGUUGCUUUUCAACACGGUUGAGGAGUUUGAUCAAAUUGGGUUGUCGUAUUUCCGGCGUAAAUUUCCCGGUGCAAUUGUUCGACCAAUCGGCCCACUUGUAUUGGAAUUAAAAAGCCGAGAUCGUAUCGGCAAUACAGCCGGAGAAGUAACAAGAGAAGCCAUCCUCAAAUGGCUGGAUUCAAAGCCAUCGAACUCUGUUUUAUACGUCUCUUUCGGGUCGAUGAACACGAUUUCCGCCUCACAAAUGAUGCAAUUAGGCAAAGCAUUAGAGGGCAGCGGCAAGAAUUUCAUCUGGGUAGUUCGGCCUCCGAUUGGGGUGGACAUAAACUCAGAAUUCAAGGCAGAUGAAUGGCUGCCGGAAGGAUUCGAAGAGAGAAACAAAGCUUCAGGGAGGGGGCUAUUGGUGCAGAAAUGGGCGCCGCAAGUGGAAAUUCUGUCGCACAGAGCAGUAUCGGCAUUUUUAUCGCACUGUGGAUGGAAUUCAGUGAUGGAAUCGCUAAGCCAAGGGGUGCCAAUGUUGGGAUGGCCGCUAGCAGGAGAGCAGUUCUUCAACGUGAAAUUUCUGGAGGAGGAGGUGGGGGCUUGCGUGGAGGUGGGGAGAGGAAAACAAAGCGAAGUGAAGAGUGAGGAUAUUGAAAGGAAGAUAAAAUGGGUGAUGGAAGAGACAGAGAAAGGGAAGGAGAUGAGAAGAAAUGCAGAGAAAGUGAAGGAGACAAUAGACAAGGCGUGGAAACAUGGGAAUGGAUCCUCUGUUAAAUCAGUACAUGACUUUCUGACCGCCGCCGCCAAACAACUCAUUGUUUAAGCUUUUAAUUUUAAGGUAUCAUGAUGAUACGCUACAAUAAGAACACAUUAAAUCCAAGUACUUUUAUUAUUAUUAUUAUUAUUAUUAUGGUCAUGGGUCAGAAUUCGUAUAUUGUGAGGCCCAGCCGCAACAAAAUCAGAAACAGAAAACAAUACCCAUUUGGGUAUCACGGAGGCCCAGUUGAUGGUUUA